AUGAAUAAAAUCAAACAAAUAAAUCAAAUAAAUCAAAAAGAAUUAAAAUCCACAAAUACAAAUUAUAAAUCAUCAUGGCAUUAUGAUUAUAGAGAUACAAAUUAUAUAUAUAUAGGAAAUAUACCUACAAAAAUAAAAUAUAAAGAUAUAAUUAUAAUUUUUAGUCAAUUUGGUAUACCAACUCAUUUAAAUUUAAUUACAAAUAAAGAACCGGGAACCCACAAGGGAUUUGCAUUUUUAAAAUAUUCAAAUUUUAAAAGUUGUAUUUUAGCUAUUGAUAAUUUUAAUGGUAUUAAAAUUUUUGAUAAAUUUAUUUGUGUGGAUCAUAAUUAUUAUAAAUUAAAUUAUGGUGAAAAAGAAGAUGAUUAUUUAAUAUCUUAUGAUGAGAUUAUGAAAGAGAUUGAUGAUGAGAAAGGGGAAAGUUUGAAUAAGGAACAGAAAUUAAUAACUGAUAAUGAGAAACUAAAGGAGGAUGAAGAAAACGAAGUUAAGGAAGAAAUAAAGGAAGAUGAUGAAUUUGCUGAUCCAUUGGCAAAACUACUAAAAAAGGAAGAUGAAGAUGAAUUUGUUGAUCCAAUGGAAUCAUUUACUAAGAGUAAAUCGAAAGAAAAGAAGUCUUCAUCAUCAUCAUCUCAUAAGUCUAGAAGUCAUAGAAGUAGUCGACAUAAAUCUCAUAGAUCAUCAAGAAGAGAGAAAGAUUCAGACUCUCCAACUGAAGAUAGAGUAAGAGAAAAAAGUCCAGAAAGAUCAUCAGAUCCAUGA
Molecule: messenger RNA, 762 nt
Organism: Lodderomyces pseudojiufengensis
Lineage: Eukaryota; Fungi; Ascomycota; Pichiomycetes; Serinales; Debaryomycetaceae
Product: U2 snRNP complex subunit
Exons: 1
Coding region: 1-762 (253 amino acids)
Biological process (GO): mRNA splicing, via spliceosome
Cellular component (GO): precatalytic spliceosome; U2 snRNP; catalytic step 2 spliceosome
Molecular function (GO): RNA binding
Source: RefSeq, a predicted model, not a curated record